This is a messenger RNA of Phaedon cochleariae (mustard beetle), 429 nucleotides long. NCBI's taxonomy places the organism in Eukaryota, Metazoa, Arthropoda, Insecta, Coleoptera, Chrysomelidae. The record is from the annotation of a GenBank genome assembly.
AUGGCUACGUUAUUGAAUGAAGCCGCUUCAGAACUACCGACUUUCCAAGGUAUCAAAUACUCCUCUACAGAUCUGGAAGGGGCGGCAGCUGCUCUGAGAGCAAACAACAGGCAAUAUGCUGUUUUUCUUGGAUCAAAUACGGUGUGGAAACUCAUGUUCUUUCCCUGCACUUGGGUUCCAUCGCGACAGGGAGUGUGGGACUCAGAGCUCGAAAGUGCAGGUCUCUGCCUACCCACCAAACCACACCUCAGUGACUCCUUUGCCUUGCACUGGGACUACCUUGUGGGUGCUUGGAUACCUUCUAUGAAAGUUGCCAUGAACUUUAUUACUCCUGUCAACGUUGGGAAGUCAAGACCACCCCUGAACAAUUUGACAGAAGCACAAGAGGAAGAAAUAAGAGAUUCGCUGAAAGCAAUAUCUGUAUUGUAG